This is a messenger RNA of Huiozyma naganishii CBS 8797, 2097 nucleotides long. RefSeq names its product Clf1p (gene CLF1). Lineage: Eukaryota; Fungi; Ascomycota; Saccharomycetes; Saccharomycetales; Saccharomycetaceae. The transcript has a single exon. Gene Ontology annotation, biological process: spliceosomal complex assembly; mRNA splicing, via spliceosome. The record is from RefSeq and is a predicted model, not a curated record. Gene Ontology annotation, cellular component: U2-type catalytic step 2 spliceosome; post-mRNA release spliceosomal complex; Prp19 complex. Bases 1 to 2097 code for a protein of 698 amino acids. Gene Ontology annotation, molecular function: protein binding.
AUGGCCACUGCAGAUAAUCAGAUUACCGCAAAUACAAUCUUAUCUGAUGCCUUUUCGCAGAAAAAGGUGUUGAAACCCGUCCCUAAGGUAGACAUUAUUGAUCUGGAAGAGUUGAAGAGUUACCAGCUUAGAAAGAGAACGGAAUAUGAGUCAUGUUUGAAGAGGAAUAGGCUUGACAUGGGUCAAUGGAUGCGGUACGCUCUUUGGGAGGUGGACCAACAUGAUUUCCAAAGAGCCAGAUCAGUUUUCGAAAGGGCGCUGUUGGUAGAUUCGAGUUUUGUUCCGUUGUGGAUACGGUAUAUUACAUCGGAAUUAAAGAACAAAUAUGUGAAUCACGCCAGGAACUUACUGGAAAGAGCAGUUUCAACUCUACCUAGAGUGGAUAAACUAUGGUACCAGUACCUAUUUCUUGAAGAGUCUUUAGAGAACUGGGAUGUUGUCAGAGCGUUGUACAAUAAAUGGAUUUCGUUGGAACCUGCAACAGGGGCUUGGGAUUCGUACAUAGAAUUUGAGAUACGGCGAGAAAACUUCAGCGCAGUACGAGAUAUAUUCGCCAGAUACGUACUAGUAUAUCCUCAACUACCCAUUUGGAUGAAGUGGAUCGGGUUUGAGAAAGUCUAUGGAGAUAUUGCUUCUGUGAGGCAGAUAUAUUCUCUAGCGGUGGACACUAUAGUGAGGUACGAGCAAGCUAUGGAUGAGAACGGAAUUAGUAAACUUUUGGUCUCGUUUGCAAACUGGGAAGCUACCCAACAAGAGUACGAACGCUGCAUUUCGAUCUUUACACUCGCUUUGGAAAAAUGGCCUAACAGCCAAUUUUUGAAAGAUGCCAAGGUGCAGCACGAGAAGAAAUUCGGUGAUUCCCAUUCGAUACAAACGAGUGUUACUCUGAAAAGAAAAUCCAGAUACAAACAAUUACUUUUGGAAAACUCCCGAGACUAUCGAACUUGGUGGACAUAUCUCGAUCUUAUAGAGAGUUACUUCCCCGAAGAACUUAUACCAGAAUUUGAGAGAGCAGUAUCUGUUGCGAGUCAACCCUUACAGAAGGAGGUAAUGGAUGUAGAAUGGAGAAGUUACAUUUUUUUGUGGUUAAGGUACCUAUCAUAUGUUGAACUAAAUCUUAACGAUACGUCCUUGUGCCGAUCUCUUUACAGAAGAGUGAUUAAUGACGUAAUCCCCCACGAUAAAUUUACAUCAAAUAAAUUAUGGUUGAUGAACAGUGAGUUUGAGAUAAGGCAGGAAAACAUAUCCGCUGCUAGAAAGAUACUGGGGAGAGCUAUUGGUACCUGUCCAAACCCGGAGUUAUUUCAAAAAUAUAUCCAAUUGGAAUUAAAUUUAAAGGAAUUUGACCGCGUACGUAAACUUCAUGAGAAGUUUAUUGAAUAUGAUCCCAUUUCCAUGGAGAAUUGGCUAAACUACGCUAAAUUAGAACAAGAAUUGGGUGAUGAACAACGGAUGAGAAGUAUUUAUACUAUGGCAUUGAAUAAGGAUGUCGUUCCAUUGCCUCUUCAGGACCAAGUCAAGAUUAUUGAAGAAUUCCUGAGCUCCGAAACCGAGUUUGAAAACUAUAACAACGCCAGACAGUUAUAUCGUCAAUACUUAGAGUUGGGUCGGUAUACACCAUCGAUAUGGAUUUCGUUUGCCAUGUAUCAAUCUUCUACGCCUACGGAUAAGCAGCUAUCUCAAAUAUUAAGUGAGUCUGCGGACAGGGAAGAUGACGAAGAAGCAGUUGAAUUCGAAUCGAAUGAAGAGAACUUCGAUGAAGCAAGGAAAAUAUACGAAGAAGCACUAGUGUAUUUUAAGGAGAAAGGUGAAUCUGAAAGUAGGUAUCGGAUAAUGACUGCAUUUGUUACAUUUGAGAAAAGGUUUGGAAAUGAGGAGACCCAGAAGGCUUUAGAGAAGCGAAUUCCUAUUCCUAUCAAGAAAAAAAUCAUCGAGAACAAUAUUGAAAGGGAAAUCAUCGAAUACUCCUUUCCUGAAGAUCAACUUCCGAAUAUUGUUCCAGAUGAUCAUAAAGAAUCCGUGGAAGACCAUCAAGAAAAGCCAAAUGUUUCCAAGUUUUUGGCCCUCGCUAAGAAAUGGAAAGAGACUCAAGGUUAG